AUGCCGUCAUACUUGGUUAUUUUCUGCUUUAUACUUCUGGGGAAUUUAACGCCGGGGCGUUCCGCACCUGUGACAAAUUCGAAAAACGAGGGACUUAAUCCGGAGUUGCACGAACUCUUUUAUCCUUACGACGAAGAGAGGGUCGAACCACCUAAUAGGAAGGUGCCUUCGACCGACUCGCCGUCAAAUGGCGUUGAAGAAAAUGGCAACUUCGGAUACCGAGAGUUUCCUUGCGGUGGUGGCGCUUUCUUUUUCUCAGCGGACUCUGGGCAAGCAAGACCAGAAUCAGAGCACGAUGAAAACCAACGUGAUGAGCAAGGUGAAGACGUCGAGGUUCAGCAACCUGAUGAAGUGAUAAGCGAAUUUGAUAGAAGACGUAGACGUCCCAUAGGUCUUCCGUGGGGAAGAUGGAAGCCAUAUGGAGGACACGGUAGAAGGUGGCCGGGACUCUGGGAUUAUUUGUUUGGACCGAGUGUUUGA
Dicrocoelium dendriticum is the source of this 480-nucleotide messenger RNA. NCBI's taxonomy places the organism in Eukaryota, Metazoa, Platyhelminthes, Trematoda, Plagiorchiida, Dicrocoeliidae. The record is from the annotation of a GenBank genome assembly.